This is a messenger RNA of Batrachochytrium dendrobatidis JAM81, 954 nucleotides long. RefSeq lists its product as uncharacterized. Gene Ontology annotation, cellular component: nucleus; transcription factor TFIID complex. Gene Ontology annotation, biological process: RNA polymerase II preinitiation complex assembly; transcription initiation at RNA polymerase II promoter. Bases 1 to 744 code for a protein of 247 amino acids. NCBI's taxonomy places the organism in Eukaryota, Fungi, Chytridiomycota, Chytridiomycetes, Rhizophydiales. The record is from RefSeq and is a predicted model, not a curated record. Gene Ontology annotation, molecular function: protein heterodimerization activity; transcription coactivator activity. The transcript is spliced from 4 exons.
AUGGUUCAAACAGUCAAGCGUCCAAGAGGACGACCUCCUAGUCAAGCCAAAGCCAAGCCUGCAAAGAUCCUGUCAGAGAAACCUCGGGCAAGGGGAAAAAGUAGAGCAUCCAUAUCUGGAGAUGCUGGAUCAACUGGUGCUGGUCGGGAUGAAGUAGAUACGCCUAUGGAUUCUAUGUCGCUGAUGGCAGACGACUCGGUUAUGGUUAGCAGCAGUGCAAUUCAGCGAGGAGCUGGAGCAACCAUUUCGGCCAAUGCACAGGAUCCAAGUGGACUUGUGGGUUCUGGAAAUGGAGCAGCACAGUUGAGAGAUGCUGGUAUGGAGGAGGAAGGUUUAGAUGAAGAGGAAGAUGAUGCUGAUGAACAGUUACUGCAGAUGCCAGCAGCCACUGCUGAAGAUCGAGAAGCUACAAAAGCUUUACUAGACACAUUCAACCCUGAGCAGCUGCAACGAUACGAGGUUUAUCGUCGGGCACAUUUACCAAAGUCGUCAAUGCGCAAGUAUCUGCAAAAUAUUGUAGGCGGGAUUGUUCCUGCAUCGGUGGGUAUUAUUGUUGGUGGAUGCGGCAAGCUUUUUGUUGGCGAGAUUGUUGAAGAAGCACUUAAUUAUAUGGAGGAGAUUGGAGAACCGGAGAACAUACCGAUUAGACCAGACCAUUUGCGUGAAGCAUUUCGACGAUACCGACUGCAGCAUCCAGCCUCAAUGGGAACACACAUUCACAAAAAACAGCGGUUUAGAAGAUAACAUGUUUGACUAUAUUGAUGAUUGAACAAUUAAAGUACGCAAUCAGACUGCUCUGUUCAAUCCCAAUCAGAACAUCAGGAUAAAGUUGCAUUUUAUUUAUACUGCAAUCUGCGUCUGUAUUCACGUAAAAUGAAAUACCAAAGUCAAAAUACAUAAUAAACAAUCUCAUGAAAUGAUGAGUGCAGUUUACUAGAUACAUUGUGCUGCUUG